Molecule: messenger RNA, 381 nt
Organism: Prunus armeniaca (apricot)
Lineage: Eukaryota; Viridiplantae; Streptophyta; Magnoliopsida; Rosales; Rosaceae
Source: the annotation of a GenBank genome assembly
AUGGCGCCUAAGAAUAACCCCUUUGAGAUUCCUGAGGGUUGGGUGUUGGAUACAAGGCUCAAGAGGGAUGGGACUGAGAUCAAGGGAUUCUUCUGUCAUGCAACAGGUCAAGAAUUUUACACAUAUGAUGCGCUGAUGCACCAUAUCAGCUAUGCAAUUCCUGCACAAGUUUCUAUCUUUUCACCGGAUUUCCAAGCCAACAAGCCACAGAAAGAAGCUAGCUCAAAGGCCGGGACGAAUUCCUCAUCAGGCCAGAGCUCAAAUUCACUGGUGACUGAACAGGGCGAGAAAAGCAUUGAUCCUGCAUGCUCAAUUCAAAAGCCAGAUCCAAAGUCCAGCACUUCAAAGGCCAAGAAGAAGCAGCAGCGAAAACGAAAGUGA